Messenger RNA from Angiostrongylus costaricensis, 798 nucleotides. The record is from the annotation of a GenBank genome assembly. Lineage: Eukaryota; Metazoa; Nematoda; Chromadorea; Rhabditida; Metastrongylidae.
AUGCAGGUUGAGAAUGAUAGAACAUUUUGGAGUCAGAAAUAUGUUGAUAUUACGCCAUUCGACAUUCUAAGAGUCGAGGGCUCAACUUUCAAAAAGAGCUUCAAGGAUUCGUGUAGUGAGCCUCAUUUGGAAAUGUUGGACUACCUAGAAAAGUUCAUGAAAUCCUACACAGGAACGCCAAAAAUCGCGCAAGUAUGGCCGACGUAUUUGGCACACGACACAUUGAAGGACCUCUACCAUGCCGAUGAACACUUUCUUAAAUUUUUCAAAAAGAACCGAGCGAUCGUAGACAAAUCGUUUUUCUUCUUCAUGGGUGAUCAUGGACCACGAUUCGAGGGAAUUCGUGAAGUGCCCUUGGGUCAGUACGAGAAUCUGAAUCCAUUCCUCAUGGUGAUGAUACCGUCAAUGUACCGUAAUACAUCAAUACACCACCAAUUGUAUCAGAAGACUAACCAGUUAAUGACGAAUUUUGAUCUACACGCGACGAUCAUGGACAUAUUAAAGGCGUUGAGUAUCAGGCAAAUUCGGGUCGGCGGCGUUACGCAUUACGAUAUGACCGUCUAUUUGGAACCAUCAAUGGGUCUUUUCUCUGGAAAUGUUCAAUCCAAUUCAUCCGGUUUGACUGUAAGUUCCGAAUUCCAUCGUUUGAACGAGUAUGGUAAACAAGGAGAUUGCCUGGUCGACAAUCCUUUGCGGCCGCUCUGUCACUGCACGAAUACCACUGAACGGCCAAGAAAUGACAGUGAUGUUCGAACAACAAGAAAAGUUGCCAGUACUUACAAAGUAGUUCGGGUGUGA